AUGGACGAGGAAGACCAGUCACGAGCCAGCUCGCCCACGUCGGACCGCGACAAUGAGCCCGACGAAGUGAUGGAGGAUGUUGAAGCUGAAGGUGACAGGGAAGAAGACGGCGAGAGGGAGGAUGAAGGCGAUGGUGAUAACGACAACGACAACGACAAUGACAAUGAGCAGGCAGCAGACCGAGGAGGCGACAAUGGCGACGUUGAUGGCGAGAACACCACCGACGUCGUGGCGGCCGACGAGGGCCAGGCGACGGACGAUCCGAGCGCAGACGGCGACGACAGAGUCCGCGGCAAGCAGCCCGAGUCGCCCAGCACGCAAUCCGACGCGCUGCAGCUGGACCAGCUCCCGUCCCUCUACAGGACGUGGCGGCCCAAGAUCCGGCCCGAGGUCUACACGGCGCGCCUGUACGACAUCGUCCCGACGAUGGCGGCGCCCAUGUCGACGAGCAUCAACGCCAUGGCCAUCACGCCCGAUCUGCGGUACUGGAUCACCGGUGGCGCCGACGGCUACAUCCGCAAGUACGACGGUCCGGGCACCAUCAAUGGCAAGCUGCCCCUGACCGUCGCCCAGAGACACCCCUUUGUCGAUUCCGUCACAAAGGCCGGCAUCCUCAUGUCGUACUGGCCCAACGAGGAACCAGCAGUCCCAGGGCGCAGCGACCAGGAGCACGUGCUCUCCUCCGUCUACUCGCUGGCCGUCCAUUCAGAGGCUCUCUGGCUGCUCUCUGGCCUCGAGUCUGGCGCAAUCAACCUGCAGAGCGUUCGACACGAUGAGGGCAAGCGGAUCUGCUCUCUCCAGAAACACACCAACGCCGUCAGCGUGCUCACUCUGGCCCCCAAUGAGAGAAGCGUGCUCAGCGGCGCCUGGGACAAAAACAUCUUUGACUGGGACCUCGACACGGGGGACAUCAAGCGGAGCUUCGACGGCAGCGGAGGUCAAAUCUCGUCCAUCGAGCUGCGACCGGCAAGCGGUGCUCCCGUUCCAGCCGAUGCUGACGAGCCUCUGCCAUCCAGCACGAUAUCCACCAACAACGGAGCACCCAUGGCCGGCGCCAGCUUCACGGGGAGCGCGACUGUCAAAAGCCCUAAUGGACUCGACAGAUCCAUUAAUGUCGCCACGAGGGGUGAGACCGACGCUGCGGCUGCAGCUUCUCCGGCCCACGAAAGUCUGUUUGGAGGGAGCGAUGAUGCCGGGAGUCUCUUUGGUGAGACGACAGGAGAGCAGCCGUUUGGUCAUGAUGACGAUGAGUUUGGCGGUGGCAUGAAUAUGGCGGGGGGGGACGAAGCGGGGAUGGACCACUCAGCAGACAAGGCAAUGGAGACCAUGGGCCGCAUGGAAGCGGACAAGCAGCUCAAGCAGUCGGAAUCUGCAGACGAUGCAAUGGACGUGGAUCUGCCGAUAGGCAACGCAGGCGAAGUGCCGGCCCAACAGCAAACCCAAUCGCUGGAUGGCGAGCCCUCGGCUGAGGCGUCAUCUGAGCGCCUAGGCGUCAAGAGGCCGCGAUCUCCCAUGAUUGUCAGCUCGCAGCCACCACCAACACAAUACGAUCCCACGCAGGUAUCGCAGACAACCUUUCUGUCAUCAGCCAUUGACGGCACGAUUCGCGUCUGGGACAGGCGGGUCCCUAGCGCAGUAGCCAGGAUCUCGAACAGGGUAGGCGUACCGCCUUGGUGCAUGAGCGCCUGUUGGAGUCCAGACGGCAACAAGAUCUAUGCCGGCAGACGCAACGGAACAGUGGAGGAGUUUGAUAUUGCCAAAGCCAAGAGGGGAUGGCAGCCAGAAAGGGUGCUUCGGUUUCCGGCAGGCAGCGGAGCAGUGAGUGCGAUCAAGCCCAUGGUCAACGGGCGACACUUGGUCUGUGCGUCACACGACAUCCUCAGACUCUAUGAUUUGCGAGAAUCUCGCGCUUUCAAGCACUCAACCGUGCCGUUUCUCAUCAUCCCGGGACCCCCCAGAGCGGGUGUCAUCUCGAGUCUGUACAUCGACCCGACAAGCAGAUUCAUGCUCAGCGCAGCUGGCAAUCGCGGAUGGGAAGGAACCAACACCGAGGUUCUGAUCGGGUAUGAGAUUCACGUUGUUUCGGGCGCUUAA
This is a messenger RNA of Trichoderma reesei QM6a, 2094 nucleotides long. RefSeq lists its product as uncharacterized. The coding region runs from base 1 to 2094 and encodes 697 amino acids. Gene Ontology annotation, biological process: regulation of transcription by RNA polymerase II; chromatin organization. The record is from RefSeq and is a predicted model, not a curated record. Gene Ontology annotation, cellular component: SAGA complex. Lineage: Eukaryota; Fungi; Ascomycota; Sordariomycetes; Hypocreales; Hypocreaceae. The transcript is spliced from 4 exons. Gene Ontology annotation, molecular function: transcription coregulator activity; TBP-class protein binding.